This is a messenger RNA of Fibroporia radiculosa, 930 nucleotides long. RefSeq lists its product as uncharacterized. The record is from RefSeq and is a predicted model, not a curated record. Lineage: Eukaryota; Fungi; Basidiomycota; Agaricomycetes; Polyporales; Fibroporiaceae. The transcript has 7 exons. Bases 1 to 930 code for a protein of 309 amino acids.
AUGUCUGUACCCACCGUUCCUGCCGACCCCUCUGCUGCACCUUCUGCAAUCACCGCGUCUGGAGACGCAUCGCAACCGAUUCAAUGGAAUUUCCCCGUGUCGCCUAUUCCUGAUAAUCCGCUUGGGGAAGGGAGGUUCAUCAAAUCUGCUGCAGCUCUGGUUAUUGGAGACGAAAUACUGAAUGGAAAGACGUUGGACCGGAACUCCAACUAUUUUGCCAGGUUCUGCUUUGAGCAGGGAAUCGAUCUAAAACGCAUAGAAGUAAUUCCUGAUGAUGAAGACGAUAUUAUUGAGGCCAGCUGUCGUUUAGUCAAAACGUAUGACUUCGUCAUAACAUCUGGUGGAAUUGGACCUACGCAUGAUGACAUCACGUAUGCGUCGUUGGCGAAAGCCUUCAAUCAACCCCUAGUGCAUCAUACAGAGACUUUGUCUCGAAUGACGGAGAUGAGCCGUCAUCGCAUAGACAUAGCGAACCAGACGGCGGAGCAGCGCGAAGCUCGGGAACGCAUGGCCCUAUUUCCAGCCAGUGCGGAAGCCCUGUUCAUUGCUCCAGACAUUUGGGUGCCUGUAGUCCGCUUAGAAGGCAAAUUAUGUAUCUUCCCUGGAAUCCCUAAAUUGUUCCAGCGGAUGCUAGAUGGAUUAAAGCCAUACCUUCCGCUCCCUCCCCCAAGCGAGCGGCCGUUCAGGCUGCAGGUGUUCACCAAUCUUCCGGAAUCAUCUAUUGCGCCUUACCUCACCGCUCUUCAAGCUCGCACCAAAUCAGCGGGGGUGCGUGUUGGCUCUUACCCGCUUCUCAUGCGCGGCGUAUACGUUGCGCUUAUUGGGCGUGAUGAGGAUACUGUCAGAACGCUUGCCGAUGAGGUUGCGCAGGAAUUGCAGGGCAGAGUUGUCACGGAGGAAGAAGCAGCGAAGGAGAAAGCUGGUUUGUAA